Lipotes vexillifer (Yangtze River dolphin) is the source of this 384-nucleotide messenger RNA. It is a transcript of the gene CUNH2orf66, whose product is annotated as chromosome unknown C2orf66 homolog. Lineage: Eukaryota; Metazoa; Chordata; Mammalia; Artiodactyla; Lipotidae. The record is from RefSeq and is a predicted model, not a curated record. The coding region runs from base 1 to 384 and encodes 127 amino acids. The transcript has 3 exons.
AUGAAUCGCCUUGCAGAUUGUAGGCAGAGUAAACAACCAGGGCCAGGCAAAAGCAAACUCCUGUUCACUCAGCUCCCUUCCACAAUGCCCAAAGCACUCCUGCUGCUGGCUGUUGCCCUGGUGCCACUUGGGCUUGUGCAUGGAGCCGUGCUGAGAAACAAAGAAAAAUGGAAGCCCCUCAACAAUCCUAGAAACCGAGAUCUGUUUUUCAGAACCCUUCAGGCAUAUUUCAAAGGAAGACGUCUUGAUCUUGGAAUGUUUUCAAAUAUUUCCUCCAUGAACGAGAAUCCCGGACCUCUCUCUUUCCAAUCAGAACCUAUUGCUUCUGCAUUUGCAGAUUAUGAAGAACAGAAAAACUCCUUCCCCAAUUACCUCAAAGUCUGA